CGACUGCACAAACCAAAACUCCUACAUUCAGCGUCUCUGCCUCGCAGAUUCGACACUCAACACUUCUUCUCAUACUCUCCAAACCUCCGAUAGCUAAUACCAGCUUGCAACCUCUCGACAAAAAAAAUGGAGAGACCCACCAAGCGCGCCCGAUUCGCAUUACCAGUUCAACCCGAGGAAGACGGCGGAGAAGAAAUCGACCUCCACGAAGCACGGGCGCAGAACGACCAACGCCUGAAGUCCAUCUUCGAGGGCAUUUUCGAGAAAUACGGCCGGGACUUUACGGACGUGGGCGAUGAGAUUGAUCUACAGACGGGCAAAAUCAUUGUGAAUAAUGGGCAUAUCCAAGAACUAGAGGCGGGGGAGGAGGAAGAAGCCGAAAAUGAUGACACCCGUUUCGCAACGACAAAACCAGAUUGGCGGCGACUCGAGCAGGAGCGGUCUGUCGCGUCGGAGGAAGGAAUCCUACCUCAAAACCCUGGUCAUUUGUCGGGUGAGGAGGAGGCCGCGGGAUUGGGUAAUUAUGAGGCUCCAGAUGAUGAUCGCUCACGGCCUGUAUCUCCCGUGCUGCCGUCGAUCCAGGAACCGCAGGCUGGGUUGCGGAUUCAGCACCACCCGGCGCCUGGGGAUGAAGAUGCCGGCAAACGUGACUCGAACCUACCUAGUCAUGAGGAUGACGACGACGAUGGGGCUAGUGUGGACUCCUUGCUGGAUAACACGCUACGCAUCGAGAGCAUCCUGGAUCAAUCCACCACCACCACCACCACCACCAAACUCGUGAGCGAAAAAGCAAAACCUGCGGCUGAAGCAACCGUCCAAUCACACGGCAACAGGCGCAGUGAGGCGGUGGAGGAGCUAUGGCGGGUGCCUGAAAUCGACGCGAGCUUCUCCACGCCGACAUGGAACAGGUCACGUCCGGCGGCGUCCACUGUGAAUCGCGUUCGCUCGCAGUCUCCACCGGGAGCUGGCUCCCUAUGGUCAUUGCCUGAGAAGUCGCGACGGGCUCCACGGAAGAGCCAGGCAGGGGCAGCGAUGAAAAUCAAACUGCAGCGGAAAGUCAUCCAGUCGAGCCCCGUGGUCUGCGACUGGUCCUUCGCAGAAACCCCCGAAGGAGACGAGUCCGACGACCCGUUGCAGGAAGACUACGAACCGUCGCCGACUCCUAAGCGGAGCAUCCAUGUCCGCGGAAAGACACCCGUGAAAGAACAUCAUACACCGCGUGAAUUGAACUAUCAAUGCUCGGAUUGCAAGCAGGUUUUCGUGCGCCACGGCUACAUAACCCAUCUCAGGGAGAUUGCCUCCAGACCCUUCGACGGCCAACACGAUCGGGCUGAGGUGACCCGCCGACUCGAUACCCUGGUCAAAGAGCCCACUCCGAAGUCGAAGUCCAAGACUACCACAUCUAUCACACCAAACAUUCUAACAGGUUCGCGCGCAAACGAACUAGUGGAUGAUAACUCUACUCCUACUAAGAAACGUGCUCGAAAUGUCAUCCAGCCCGAUGAAGCGAGACUGAUCAUCACAAUGAGACAAGUACAGGGGAAGAAAUGGAACGAGAUCCUCGACUGCCUUCCGCACACCAAGCUGACCUCGCUUAUCCAAUGGAAUCGCAAUCACUGGAGUGAUCGCCGGGCCAAUCCACCGUCAUUAUCCAAGCCUUGGUCGGAGGCCGAGCGGGCCGUUCUAGACAAAUUCAAAGAGCAACAGGGCCUCAGCUGGACCACGAUCCGCGAAGGACUACCUGGCCGACCCCAUGCCGAGAUCGAAUUCGAGUUGUUGCAGCUCUGGGCUGGCACCGAUACACUGUGA
Aspergillus aculeatinus CBS 121060 is the source of this 1809-nucleotide messenger RNA. Its product is annotated as Myb-like DNA-binding domain protein. The transcript has a single exon. The coding region runs from base 127 to 1809 and encodes 560 amino acids. The record is from RefSeq and is a predicted model, not a curated record. NCBI's taxonomy places the organism in Eukaryota, Fungi, Ascomycota, Eurotiomycetes, Eurotiales, Aspergillaceae. Gene Ontology annotation, cellular component: nucleus. Gene Ontology annotation, molecular function: histone binding; protein heterodimerization activity.